CCGGGACGCUAGCAGUGCGAGGAUUGAGCAACUGUACCCGACCUGACGUGCUCACACCUCGUGCGUAGCCAACGCCCACGGAAAAGCUUCCUUAGUUACUGAGGCGACCGCCAUGAUGACCGGUCUGUUGCUGGUGAUGCUGUCGGUGCUGGGAGCCUCGGAUGCGGCCAAGAUCCUGUCCGUCGUGGCGUUCCCGGCCGUCAGCCACCAACUACCCCUCAGGAUGAUAAGUCUGGAGCUGGCCAAGAGAGGCCACCAGGUCACCUUCAUCACCACCGACCCGUCCAAGAAAAGCAUCGCCAACUUUACAGAAGUUGACAUAUCUGCGUCGUACAAGUUUCUGAGAACAAGCGCAACCACCUGGGACUGGAUGACGAUGGUUCAUUUGUCAGCAACCGAUAAUAUACAUUCGUGGAAGGAACAGUUCCGUGGUAUUUGUGAGAGCGAGCUGAGUGCUCCAGAGAUGGUGGAAUUCAUAAAGUCACCUCCAAAAUUCGACCUGGUCAUUUUGGAACGGUUGCUGUCGCCGUGCUUCUACGGUUUGGUUCAUAAAGUGGGCUCCCCGCCUCUCGUCGGGUACAUCAGCAUAAACGCAGGCGUACCCAGCCUCUGGACCGAUGGAAACCCCAGCAAUCCCGCUUACAUUCCAAGCUUUAUGGUGCCCUUUUCACACCACAUGUCAUUCUGGGAGAGGCUUUACAUGACAUGGGUAUGGCUCUACACGAACUAUCGCUACUUCUACGUAAUGAUGCCGCAUCAAGAAGAAAUCAAGAGGAAAUAUUUCGGGCCUGACGUUCCAUCAGUUUAUGAAACUGAAAAAAAUUUCAGUUUGAUGCUUAUGGGUAACCAUUUCAGUAUAAACUACCCUCGACCGUACCUGCCGCACAUGAUAGAACUGACUGGACUACAUGUGGAACCAAACCCAGCACCUCUUCCUAAGGACCUACAGGAGUGGCUGGAUGGAGCAGAACAUGGCGCCGUAUACUUCAGUAUGGGUUCCACUGUCAUAGGGAGUUCGAUGCCUGAAGAUAAAAGACUGGCAUUUCUCGAGGGUUUCAGAAAAAUUCCACAGAGGGUGCUGUGGAAGUGGGAGGCCGACAUGGACGACCUGCCGCCCAACGUCAAAGUCUCAAAGUGGCUGCCUCAGCAGUCUGUACUGGCACACCCCAAUGUCCGUGUGUUCAUCACUCAGGGCGGUCUGCAGAGCUUUAACGAGGCAGCCUAUCACGGAGUUCCUCUACUGGGGAUUCCCUUCUUCGGCGACCAGCAACAUAAUGUAGCGAAAAUGGUCGACGCCGGUGUUGGCAUAGAGCUCAAAUUGUGGGACGUCACAAAAGACACGAUUUCGGACGGUAUUCGAACGAUUAUUGAGGAUAAAAGAUUCAGCGAGAACAUGAAGCGGUUGUCAGCUGUAUACCGUGAGCAUAAGGAAGAAAGCCUGCCUAAAGCUGUGAAGUGGAUCGAGUAUGUACUUCGCCACAAUGGAGCCCCACAUCUGCGUAGUGGUGGAAGAGACUUGGCCUGGUACCAAUACCUGCUGCUAGAUGUCGUUGCCUUCGUGCUGGCUGUUGUAAUGGCCUUUUGUAUAGCUCUCUACCACAUUGCUAGCUUUCUAAUCCACAAAUUGUUUAAAUCCAAGAAACUGAAAUCGAACUGAGG
Schistocerca serialis cubense is the source of this 1659-nucleotide messenger RNA. RefSeq names its product UDP-glucosyltransferase 2-like. The coding region runs from base 113 to 1657 and encodes 514 amino acids. The record is from RefSeq and is a predicted model, not a curated record. Lineage: Eukaryota; Metazoa; Arthropoda; Insecta; Orthoptera; Acrididae. Gene Ontology annotation, molecular function: UDP-glycosyltransferase activity. The transcript is spliced from 7 exons.